Pungitius pungitius (ninespine stickleback) is the source of this 2868-nucleotide messenger RNA. It is a transcript of the gene vopp1b, whose product is annotated as VOPP1 WW domain binding protein b. Gene Ontology annotation, cellular component: cytoplasmic vesicle membrane. NCBI's taxonomy places the organism in Eukaryota, Metazoa, Chordata, Actinopteri, Perciformes, Gasterosteidae. The coding region runs from base 122 to 655 and encodes 177 amino acids. The record is from RefSeq and is a predicted model, not a curated record. The transcript is spliced from 5 exons.
CCCCCCCCCGGAUGCAUCCACUCUCUGGGGAGCCUCGCCGGUAGCAUGGAGUCGACAUCGUGAAUAAAGGAGCGUCUCCUCCUCGUCUUUCUGUUGUGAGCCAGCGGAGCCCGGCGCAGACAUGAGGAACCCGCUGGCGGAUGUAGCGCUGGCGUUCCUGCUCUUUCUGGAGUGUGUGGAAGCCAAGAAGUACUGCUGGUAUUUUGAAGGCAGAUACCCCAUCUACUUCAUAUGCCGCUCCUACGAGGACUGCUGUGGGACCCGCUGCUGCGUGAGAGCGCUGUCCAUCCAGAGACUGUGGUACUUCUGGGUGCUGCUGAUGAUGGGGGUGCUGUUCUGCUGCGGGGCCGGCUUCUUUGUCCGCAGAAGGAUGUACCCGUCCCCUCUGAGGGACGAGCCCGCCUUCAAUGUCUCCUUCACCAGACACCCUGCCACAUCCCCAGUUUCCCAGCAGCCGGGCAGCAUGCAGGGCUUCGGGGUCAAUGGGAUGACGGGUGGCGACCCGGGGGUCGCCAUGGCACACCCGGCAUUCGCACACCCGCCGCAGCCCGGCUCGGCCCAUAUGAUGAUGGCCGCCUACCCCCCGCCCCCGUCCUACUGCAACCACCCGCCGCCGUCCUACGAGCAGAUAUUCCACAACAGCGACAAGAAGUAAAUGUAUGGAUGUAAGACUAAGAAGAGGCACCGUAACCAGGGUGUAAAAGCACACUCACACACACACUUUCCUCCUGAUUCCCAUGCAUCACACACACACACGCACCGUCACCUGCUUCACCUCCACCCCCCCGACGAGCUCCAGCUCCACCUGUACACAAGUGAACAGAAACUCCUGAUGUGAUCACAAAGCUUCUCGUGGAAGUGAUUACAUGGUUAUCCCGUUCCAAAGGACGCCGCCGACUGAUCCAGCAUCUCACUGUGAGAUGGUCCUUCACUACAUGAUGACUUCUUGAUACAUGUUUCAUAGUCUGUUCGUUCUCCUGUUGGUGGAGGAAAGGAGAAGAAUCAGCCACUCUGAUCUCUGCUACAUGCCGCUGCUGUUUGAGUGGCACCCGGGCGGGACAGCGACCGGUGACCUGCCGUUGUCCCGCCCAGAUGCCACAGGUUCAUAUGGCCCCCUUCCCUUGGAGGUAGCUGUUGCUAAUGGGAUAUAGGCAGCACCUGACCCUCACUGAAGAACAGGAGAACUAUUCAACAGACAGGCAAAGCUUUAGCCUUGAGUUCAACUUUAGAUCCACAAAUUCUGAGCAGCGUCCUGCCAGAGCGCUGCUUUGGGACUUUUUGGAGUCGGAGCGUGGCCAUUCAAACCUUCAAAGCCCAUCAGGCCCGUCGACCCCUUCACAGCCAUCGCACGCCGCAAGCACAGCUGUGAGAGAGCUGGUUGGGACAAAGCGUCUUUCUCAAGGACGCUUGAGAUGUCCGCUCUGAUGCCUCAGAUUGAAAGACGCCCCCCUCCCACAUUUAAUCUCCUCCGCUGGAGUAAAAACUAAAGGAAUGGGUCGCGUCGAGAGUUAAGAGACCACAGUCUAUGGUACAUCUAUUUUUCUUUCAUUGCAUGAGAUGGUGUCCUUGGAAUACCGUGUGGAGGUCCUGGAGGCCCCCACAGCCAGCUGGUGGUGGUUAGAGCUCCACCUCCAGCAGCUUACCGAUGAGUCGCUGCAGGUCCACCUAUCAGAGAGCUGUUUUUCUGGCAUUUGGAUGAGUGCAUUAGGAAGCUAAAGCUAAUCUAAUCAGCUGAAUGCAGUGUUCAUAUUUAGAUGUUAUUGCUUGUGAAGGAGACAUUGCAGCGUGUUAACACUUUAAUGUCAGAAUUGCUAAUAUGAGGACUGUUCUCUGAAGCCCAUGUGACUAAAUGAGUCUAGAACCCAAGAUAGUAGAUGUGCAAAUCCUCAGAACCAGACGCUGGAACAGUGUUUGUUGGCCUUGUUGCUUGAAAAAAUUAUUGAAUUAUUUUGUGUCAAUCGACAGAUUGAGCACUGUUGCGGUGUAUAGGAAGAGUUGUGCGCUGCCACUGUGUGUGUGUCUCUCCUCUGUAUGACCUUACAGUGAGAGCCAGGACCACAGAGCACACCGUACCCACUGAUACUGAUGGGUUAUUUAAAAGGUCUAUAACAUCUGCAUAGCCCCCAUGUCGGUCCUGCUGCAUGGAGGGACCGUGUGUACAGAUGUGUGAUUAUCACGUGGGGUAAGUGGGGGCCUCUGGUCUCCCUUCUUCUGCUCUGUGACGUCCAUGUUGACUGGUAAUUGUCCUGCUGUGAGGGAUUGACACGGAGAGGAGGGUAUCCCUCUGAAGCAUGCCGGUCUCACCUCUCCAUCAGUGGACACAUCCCACUGCAGACAGCACGACCAUGGAUGGAUUCCACUUGAUGUUUGGCUGCUGCAGCAACAAACAUCUCAAGUAUAUCUCAGAUAAAUACUGCAUUAUUUCUCUUCUUUUUUUCUUCUUAAUAGCUGAUAAAGAACAUCUUAGGAAACCUGGGUUUUUUCUGAGUUUGAAAGAAGUGUGUUUUACUGCAGCGGGGGGGGGGGGGGGGUUGUCAAUCAUGGUGCAGACACAGGUGGGUGAGAUCUGUGGUCCACUGAGGGUAAGCCCACGCUAUUUAUCAAUAAUCAUCAUCUCGGUCGGUGCUGCACUGACGCGUUUCCUCUCCUGUUCCACUCCAUCUCGCCUUCUCUCUCAUCCAUAAAUGGAUCGGCACUGAAAAGGGCACAAUUUCUAUUUUCACAGUUUUCAUUUCACUUUGUUUAUUAAGGUCGAUUCUUGUUGUGAGUUAUUUCUCAACAGAGCGCCAAUUGUUUCACAUGUUGUCUCCCGGUCAAUUCAGUGUUUAUUUGUCAGUUGGUCUUUUGGACAUUCUGUUUUAUGGAUGG